Molecule: messenger RNA, 4756 nt
Organism: Aptenodytes forsteri (emperor penguin)
Lineage: Eukaryota; Metazoa; Chordata; Aves; Sphenisciformes; Spheniscidae
Gene: LRRC58
Product: leucine rich repeat containing 58
Exons: 4
Molecular function (GO): protein binding
Source: RefSeq, a predicted model, not a curated record
CCCACCCGCCUCCACGGCAUCCCGCCCGACAUCCAGGAGCUCCGCAGUUUAGAAUUUCUAUACCUUGGAGGGAAUUUCAUUACUUCAAUUCCACCUGAAUUAGCAAACCUGCCUUCUCUAAGCUAUCUAGUUCUGUGUGACAACAAGAUCCAGAGCAUUCCACCUCAGCUGGCACAGCUGCAUUCCCUGCGUUCCCUUAGCCUGCACAAUAACCUGCUGACUUACCUUCCUCGAGAGAUCCUUAACCUGGUUCACCUGGAAGAGCUGAGCUUGCGUGGGAACCCACUGGUGGUUCGGUUUGUCCGUGACCUGACCUACAAUCCCCCAAGCCUUCAGGAACUGGCUGGACGCACAAUUAAAACUCGCAAUGUUCCCUAUGCUCGCAGCGAUCUCCCGGAGAAUCUUGUCCGGUAUCUGAGCUUGGCCAGCAACUGUCCCAAUCCUAAAUGUGGGGGUGUCUACUUUGACAGCUGCGUCAGACAAAUCAAGUUCGUUGACUUCUGUGGGAAGUAUCGCCUCCCGCUGAUGCACUACCUGUGCUCCCCAGAGUGCUCCUCUCCCUGCAGCUCUGCCUCACAGAGCUCUACUUCCCAGAGCGAGUCUGACUCUGAGGACGAAGCCAGCGUCGCUGCGCGCAGGAUGCAGAAAGUCCUUCUGGGAUAACAGGGAGCGAGAGGGGAAGAUGGGAAGGAAAAAGUAUUUGAAAAGCAAUAACGGAACAGCGAAGCAUGAGCCUCUGGCCUGAAGGGCUCACGAGAAACUGUCCUCAAGUCCAUGUAAGGGCCAGGACAUCUUAGCAAGCCUAGACUUGCUUGGUGCAGUGCUACUUAGGAGAACUAACUCAGUGGCAUACUGCCUGUGGGGUGCCUGGGGUUGUUAGAAACAUCUCCUGUCUGGUAGACACCCCACCUCCCUCGUACAGGCUGGGGAGGGGGAUUUGUUCUCACUGGCGGAUUGAGAAGGAUUUUAAUAUAUGACACUUCACUGGACUUCAGUCAUCCUGCAGAGCAAAGGAGACUGUCCAGAUCUUUUAACACUGUGGUAAACCAGAAACAGGCUAAUGAUGCCAUGUGAGUAUGUAUGGACCCCAAUGUUUUAGAUAGCGUUUUGAUUCUUUGCUGUCUCCUUUGAUUUCAGUUACAGAUUUUACACCCAUCCGCUAAAAAUGGGAGCUGGGUUUUUUUUUGUUCAGGAGUAGAUUUUUCCAAACUCUGGUUACUCUUCCUUUGCCUAGAGGCGUAGGGUCUCCGUGCUGUUACAGCCAUCAUAGAACUGAGCCACCUUUUUUCUCCCUUGUUACACCAAGCUGCUCUUAGUGUUUCCUCCUAACUGUAUUCAUUGUUUUUCCUCCCUCUGCCUCUUUCCGUUACACCUGCAGUGUUGCUGUCUUUAUGGUGCCUUCAGAAAACAGACGAGUUGUUCUGUUGAGACUUGGUAUUACUUCAGACUUGUGGCCGUACAUGCCUGUGCAAGGGACCAGAUGUGGUGCUCUGUAUCAUGUUUUUGAGUCUCAGCUUACUGGAGCAAAUCUGCUUUUAUAUCUGUGAAUUGCAGGAAAGGUCUUGAUUGACUUUUCUUGUUUCUAAACAACUAUGUCCCCCUGUUGCUGCUAACUCUGCUAUGCUUGUUGGGACAGAGUUACUUUCCAUCUUUAAGGUCAUCUGCUUAAAGUAGGCAGCAGCUUAAUGAAUUGGAAGUACUGAGAGAAGUGUCAUGGAGAAUGGGCUUUUUUCUUAUUUUUAACGUGAGAGGAGAAGCUGGUAGGGAGGCUAAGGCACGUUGUCUGAGCAUCUUGCACGAGGUGGUUUUGAAACCUCUUCCUUAUUUAUUUGCGUAAUAGCUUUGGCAGUCUGUUGGAUUGUUCAAAUAACACAUUCAGUUAUCUUAAACUAUGUUUAAAGGAAAGCUGCAGAAAAUAGCUCAGAAUUUUUAAGUAUCAAGAAAUAGCUUAUAAAAAUUAAUAUUAUGAAUUGACAGGUAUCUAUAAAUCUACUUUAUGGGGCUGUUGUGUGUGUUGCUCAGUGAGAGCUGCCCCUUUAUUAAUAUUUCAUGGCAGACAGUCCGUUUGAUGCGGUUUCAGAUAGAGCAAAUACAACUGUACCUUCGAAUGCACGAGCAGAGCAAAUACAUUGUGUUAAGAAACUAAAUGAACAAGAAAAACUUUUCUUAACCCCCUUUGGCCCUAUGGGGGAAAAUUAAAAACCUGUGCUCCUCUCCUGCAUUCAGAAAAUGCAUGUACCUAGUUGAACAUCUUACAGCAGCUCUGUGUUAAUGGUCCUGUUUAAUUAUAUUUGACACUUUAUAUAUUAAAGCACUUUGAUAAUUCUACUCUUUGUAACUAGCUUUAGUGAUUAUUUUUUUUUUUUUUAUUAGACUACGAUUUAAUGUGACCUGAAGAACAAGGUCUGUGAAACUUUGUACGUUCCAGUCUGUCUUGGUGUGCAGGUUGAACUUCUUGCCUUGCAUUUCCUUGACAGCACUGCUCAUUUCCCCGGUUUCCUUUGGAGAGAACUGGAAUUUGAAAGAAAUGAACUGGUUGUAAAAUAGCACCCCGUGCGUUAUUAAUCAUUGCAACUUAGUCUGAAGAUUCCCCACAUGCACAGAUCCACAAGGAACUAAACUGCACAUGCUCUCUGCCUUUCCAAAUAAUUUUUUUGAAGUAUAUUUUUAAGACACAAUAAGGUGUAUGUGCAAAGCAACUGGAUGUCACUUUAGCAAGUUCUGUGAGGUUUGCUUGGGAAGAAGAACCUACAGAUUUUGAGAGAAACCGACUGCAUGCUGUUAGAUUGGGAUCAGUGAGUGGCCUGUGUCUUGUUCUUCAUCUCCUCUUUCAGAUGCUUCUUCCUGUCCCAAGUGAAUAUCGUCAUACCAAUGCUGAAGGACAGUAAACUGAUUGCAGAGCCACAAUUUCAAAUUGGCUGCUAGUAUAACAGUAGUGAGCAACUGAGUGAUCUAGAGCUUGGCUCUUCUGCUAGUGAAAGUGAGCCACACAAGUUGAGAUCUCAAGAUCUUUUGAGCUCAGGGCCAUGAGGUACCACCUUCCUUUCUUUUCUUUAGCAGCAGGUGUCUUGAAAUCAUGUACUUUUUCGCUUCACGAAGUUAGAUUUCACCACGGUUCCUGUUUGCACAGUAGCACCUCUGUGUGUGACGGGUUACUACCAGUGGUGGCUGGUUCUAAUUUAGCUUGAUCCUUCACUGCAUUUUCUUUCCUAACUGAACAGGCAUCCCAUUUCUGCCCCAAUUCUAAUAGGGCUAAUAGGCUAAUCUUUUUUUCACAGCUUCUUCACUGUAGCCAGGUCAAAACUUGACAGUUUAUGCAGUUGAUAUCUCUAUGCAUUUUUAGACUUGAUAAAAUGUCUUGUCUCUUUAAAAAUUUAUAUAUAUUCCCAAAUAUAGCUACCAAUUUUUCUUUUUGCUGCUGGGCUUUAAAGUGCAAUUCAAGUAAGUCAGAAUUUAAAACAAUCAAGGACUUGUAAGAAAAACAAAUGGUGGGUUGGUUGUGGUUUUGUUUUUUUUUUCCUCCGGAGGUGGAUUUGAGAUGACUAGGGAUGCAGGUUUGUACUGUAGUGCCUAAUGUACUGAGUGGGAGUCAAGUUUUUCCAGCAAUUGUUAGCCCCCAAAGCCUGGAAAAUGUACUGGGCAAUAAAAUAGGUAAGACAAAACUUAAAGAUACACUGCUGGAUGGUUCCUACCAUCCCCUUCUCAGGGGCCCUGAGAAGCAGACAGUGGUUUUGCCAGCAUUAUAGCUCUCUGUCAGUUUUAAAGAGUGGAUUUCAGUUCUUACAGAUGCAUCUCUGAGUGAAGUCUUCAGUCAGUGUUUUGGUAUCAGUCCCCUUGUUGCUACAGCAGCCCAGCACGUCCAGCUCUUGAAACUCUUCUUAAGCCGAGACACAAGUACGUGAAGCAAAGUUGCUCAUUCCUUCUUCCCCGCGGGGUCCGGGGCCCUGCCUGCAUUCAUCCUCUGCCCCGCCAUCUCUCUGCCAAGGGGAGCUGCUGGUGCAUUUCUGAAUGCAGGUACUUAAUGUGAACAAUGGGGUCAUGUUAAAAAAGAAGCAAAAUAUCAAUUUGACUGGAAGCAACUUACACAGUUGCCAAUUCUUUUAUGUUUCUCUUUCUUUAAUAAGAAGUGAGACUUGAGGAAGUCAGUAGUGAAUAUUUAAACAUACUCUGAAGUGGCCAGAUGCAGUUUUUCAUGGGCUUCUGUCCUGGUCAUUUUAAGUCUUUGAAAUCUUGUGUUGAAUUAUAAUGGGAGUGGGGGGGAGGGAGGGGAGAACCAGCUCCUUUUUGUUCCUUACUCUUGUUGGCAAUAAUGAAUGGAAGGAACUUAAUCCAAUGAAAGUAAUGAAACUUAAUCCCUGCAAUGUGUCUUUGUUACCCAGUUGAAAGAACUAUUUUAAUGCAUCUUAUUCACACCAUGCCCUCCCUCCCCAACUGAAGAUACUUCAAAUAGACUACUUCAGAAUGCACACUAAUACAGCAGUAACUCUAUCUUGGAAACCUUUCUAUUGAUUAUUUCAUUUGCCUGCCUGACUAGAGGAUUGAUCUUUUACUGACCUGAACAUUAAGGGUAGAAAGGGUUCUCGUCCAACCCUCUUGUUGAAUUUUUAUCAUGAGCAUUUGUUUUAGGAAGUCUUAAAGUGCCUUAUGUUUUUAAAAGUGUAUUUUGCUAGAAAUGUAUGAAUGUAGAAUAUCUCUAACAGUAUUUCAUUAUGAGCUGUAAAACAAAUUGCAAACACUAAACCAAAAAUGUUAUUUC